Tricharina praecox is the source of this 1131-nucleotide messenger RNA. RefSeq names its product SAM-dependent RNA methyltransferase. Gene Ontology annotation, biological process: peptidyl-arginine methylation. The coding region runs from base 310 to 954 and encodes 214 amino acids. The record is from RefSeq and is a predicted model, not a curated record. The transcript has 5 exons. Gene Ontology annotation, molecular function: protein-arginine omega-N monomethyltransferase activity. Lineage: Eukaryota; Fungi; Ascomycota; Pezizomycetes; Pezizales; Pyronemataceae.
UGCCGGCCGAUUCCCAUGCAUGGUGGGGUUCGCUCGUUUUUCUUCCACCACACCCACACGCACACCCCGCAGCCCGCAGCCCGCGAAUCGAACCUGCCGACCGCUGUCCUCCACCACUACCAGUAGGUCUGCCCGCCCGCUGCCCGCUGCCUGCUGUGCCUGUCAAUCGCAAACUGCCCGAUCUUAACUUACGCGGAAAGGCUAAAACGAUCGAUUAACCUAACGUUUGCUUCCGCUUCUGCUUCCUUCUCUCCCGCGCGCACAAAACCCGGACGAGCGAACGAACGAACUGUUGCAAAAAAAAAAACCAUGUCGGCAGCUACAGGAAAGAACUAUGUCGUAGAACAUAUGGAGCCGGAAAUGGGCGCCUGGUCUACACUGGAGUACAUCGCGAUCGCAUCUGAGACCGCCGCGGCGGGGCGGGGGAGUGUAUUCUACCUGACGUCUUUGCAGGCGUCGCUGGCCGCAGACCUUCCAGCCACGCUUACCGAGAAGCUGGGGGAGUCCUUCGUGGCUACCACGAAGGACGUCGAGACCCUCUCUGGUGUGCCGAAACACCGCGUCUGUCUCUUGGACCCCCAGGCGGAAAAAACUCUCGCCCCUGAGGAUGGUGACGUCUUUGAUUGGUUCGUGUUUGGCGGGAUUCUGGGCGAUGAUCCGCCGAGGGACCGUACCGCCGAGCUCCGCAAAUACGGCUACACCGGGCGCAACCUCCAAAAGCUGCAGAUGACGACGGACACGGCAGUGCGGGUUACGCGGAUAGUGAUCGAAGAGAAGAAAAAACUCGACGAGAUCCCCUACGCCGACUACCCCACCCUCCAGAUCAACAAGAACGAGAGCACCGAAAUGCCGUUCCGCUACGUCAAGGACGAUAAGGGAACGCCCAUCAUGCCCGACGGAAUGAUGGAGCUUAUCAAGCUCGACGCUGAUAAGAGUCUCGAGGAUAUGUUUUAAAUCCGUCUGCGCUGGGCAUGGGGCUUUGGGCAUUGGGCAAUAGGUACCGUAGUAUUGCUAUGUCUUGUCAUGUCAUGUGUGUAGCUAGCCAGAGAGCAUACAUACAUAAGUACUUACUGUAACCUACUGUAACGCAACCCCUUCCAAUCCACCGGAUACUAGGUGUGGACCGUGGAG